Molecule: messenger RNA, 1519 nt
Organism: Clupea harengus (Atlantic herring)
Lineage: Eukaryota; Metazoa; Chordata; Actinopteri; Clupeiformes; Clupeidae
Product: actin-related protein 2/3 complex subunit 1A-A
Biological process (GO): Arp2/3 complex-mediated actin nucleation
Cellular component (GO): actin cytoskeleton; Arp2/3 protein complex
Molecular function (GO): actin filament binding
Source: RefSeq, a predicted model, not a curated record
GACACACCCUCCUUCUAAUUCUCUCCUUCCCUCCCACCUCUAUUGCUUCUUCCUCUCUCCCUCUUCCAGGCAGAGCUUCAUUCGUGUAGACUGACCAGAGUCCACGAACACAGCCUGCCUUUCGGCUCUUCUACCAGAGGGAAAUUCAAGUUCCCCACCACUCUGUCACAGGCACAGGAUUCAUACCGUCGGCGAAAUAAGGCAUUCCUCUCCCAACCACAUUCCAGCCACUCUUCGUUGAGACAUGUCCCUCUACAACUUUGGGUUAGAGCCGUUGUCCUGUCACGCCUGGAACAAAGACAGAACGCAAAUUGCGGUGAGUCCUAAUAGCAGUGUGGCGUACAUUUACCAGAAGAACGGCAAGGAGUGGAGUAAGAUUCAUGAGCUAACUGAACACAGUGGGCGUAUCACAGGUAUCGACUGGGCCGCGGAGUCCAACCGCAUUGUGACUUGUGCUUCGGACAGGAACGCCUACGUGUGGACCCUAAAGGAUGGGGUCUGGAAGCCCACUCUGGUUCUGGUCCGUAUUAACCGGGCCGCCACAUGUGUCAAGUGGUCUCCUCUGGAAAACAAGUUUGCCCUGGGAAGCGGGGCUAAGCUUAUCUCUGUGUGUUACUUUGAGAAAGAGAAUGACUGGUGGCUCAGCAAGCACAUUAAGAAGCCCAUCAGCUCCACGGUCCUGAGUCUUGACUGGCAUCCCAACAACAUCCUACUGGCCGCUGGCUCAGCUGAUCUCCAUUGCAGGGUGUUCUCAGCCUACAUCAAAGACAUUGAGGACAAGCCUGGACCCACCCCUUGGGGAGCGAAGAUGCCUUUCGGGGAGGUGCUGCUGGAGCACAAAGACUGCGGAGGUUGGGUGCACAGUGUGUGCUUCUCCCCCUCAGGAGACAGCUUGGCCUGGGUUAGCCACAACAGCAGCAUUAGCGUGGCCGACGCCCCACAAGGAAAAGAGGUCACACAGCUGACCACCGACCAUCUACCAUUGACGAGUGUGCUUCACGUGAAUGAGACUGAAAUCGUGGCCGCGGGUCAUGACUGUUGCCCUUACCAGUUCUCGUACAAGGGACCAGGGGAGCUGGAGUUCGUGAAGAAGCUGGACAUCCCGAAGCAGACCUCCAAGAGCAGCGUGUCAGCCAUGCAGCACUUCCGCAACCUGGACAAGAAAGCAACGACUGAGGAGGAUGACAGUGAGCUGGGCACCUUGCACCAGAACAGCAUUACGCAGCUGCAAAUUGUGGAGGGAGCGAAGUCUAAAGUGGAGAAAUUUAGUAGUGUUGGCCUGGAUGGAGCCAUGGUACUCUGGACCUUCAAGCACUGAGCGAAUGAACGCUGAUUGGUGAUGAUGCUAUUUCACUGCUCCAGGCGUCCAUCUUUCUUGUGAAGAGAAACCCAAGUAAUCAUUUAAAAGGAUGUAAAAAAAAAAAAAAAAAAAAAAAGGAAACUCUUCUCACUGACGUGAUUUUUGUACCUUUUUCAUAAAUGCAAGAUUGUUUUAAACAAUAAACUAUUCUACACACCA